Messenger RNA from Panicum hallii, 1572 nucleotides. Its product is annotated as F-box protein PP2-A13-like. The record is from RefSeq and is a predicted model, not a curated record. Bases 425 to 1300 code for a protein of 291 amino acids. Gene Ontology annotation, molecular function: protein binding. NCBI's taxonomy places the organism in Eukaryota, Viridiplantae, Streptophyta, Magnoliopsida, Poales, Poaceae. The transcript has 3 exons.
UGCUCCCUUACGAACUCUCUCCGCCCUCUCAUUUCUCCUCGUCUGUCAUCUCCUCUCGCACACGAUCAGCAGGAGCUCGAACAAAUUCCUCAAGGUCUUGUCCCGAACCCAGUUCUUCGCAUCCGGUGCCUCUCCAUCCUGCAAGGACCUCCAAAAGCCACAGCCUUAAGCUCGAGCUUGCUAGUGCGGUGCUGCUAUUCUCGGUGCGCCGUUUGGUGAGGAAGUUUAUAUUCUUGGUUGCUCGAAUCGGGUGCGCACGAAUCGCUGAAGAUCGCGCCUUUUGUGGAUUGCUUCCGCGAGAGCUCGGCACGGCGUCGAGUUCUUGGAACCGGCUUCGGCUCCCUGUGGGCUACGUGCGCGCGCGAAUCCAAUAAAGGCGCGCUCUUUUGCUCGGUAGCUAGUCGCGACUGGUGGCGGCGGGAGCAUGGGCGCGGGCGCGUCGGACCUGGCGGGGAUGGAGCCCGGCGGCAAGGUCCCGCGCGCCGGGCUGGGCGACCUGCCGGAGCUGUGCGCCGCGGAGGUGCUGCUCUACCUCGACGCGCCGGACAUAUGCCGGCUCGCGCGGCUGAACCGUGCGUUCCGCGGCGCGGCGGCGGCGGACUUCGUGUGGGAUGCGAAGCUGCCGGAGAACUACGGCCAUCUCCUGCGUUUCGUCGAUGAAGCGAAGGAGGUGGGAAGUAGGAGCGAGAUGGGGAAGAAGGACAUCUUUGCAAGGCUCGUCAAGCCUGUGCCGUUCGACGGUGGCAGAAGGGAAUUCUGGUUGGAGAAGAGCAACGGUGAGAUCUGCAUGGCGUUGUCGUCGAAAGCCCUGGUGAUAACAGGAAUCGAUGAUAGAAGAUACUGGGUCAACAUGCCAACCAGUGAAUCUAGGUUCCAGUCAUUUGCAUAUCUCCAGCAAAUCUGGUGGUUUGAGGUAGUCGGAGAAGUGGAUUUCAGCUUCCCUGCAGGGACCUACAGCCUGUACUUCAGGCUUCAUCUUGGCAAGUCUUCAACACGUUAUGGCCGGCGUAUUUGCAGCUCAGAGCAAAUCCAUGGCUGGGACAAGAAGCCUGUACGGUUUCAGUUAUCUACAUCAGAUGGUCAGCACGCCGUGUCCCAGUGCUACUUAGAUGAGCCUGGAAGCUGGAUCUUGUACCACGUUGGUGAUUUCGUUGCAUCAAGCUCUGAGCAGGCAAUCAAACUGAAGUUCUCGCUAGCCCAAAUCGACUGCACUCAUACAAAAGGUGGUCUGUGCGUCGAUUCAGUUCUGAUUUAUCCAAAAGGCUUUGAGCCAGAAAGGGUGAUCAGGGCUCAGAAAUGAGUUUGUCACUUGAUAGAGUCACUAUACAUUAGAGUUGUAGAGAAGUAUGAGCAGCCUGCCAUUUUUAACUCGGGCUAGUUGUAUACUAUGAGAGCAUGUGUAUAUGGUAGAAUGGUGUUCUUUUGUACGACGCCAAUAACUGUGUGUAUUGAGCUUUGGAGCUCAGGUACAUCCACAUUGGUUAUGGUUCUCUAACUUCUUUUCAGAAUGUAGUCUGCACCAAGUCGUAGCUCUUGACUGUUACUAUUCACUUUUCGUGCUUUUCUUUUCUU